CGGUUGUGCUUGCGGCCGCGGGUAGUGACCCGACGCAGAGCAUGCAAGCUGCAUGCUAUGCCAGUAAAAUUGUACCGGUACGGUAGCUAUACGCGUGCACGUACGCGCACACACACGACAGAAGAAUGUCAGGUUUAACGUCGAUCAGUGACACUGACAGAGUGAAUUUCCAACCCCUUCACUUUCCUUAAUUUUCCCCUAUAAAAUGUGGGGAGUAUCGUCAUGUUGUUGAGUGGUGAUUGUUCUAGUGGUAGUCGACUGGGAUUACCCGUGUUGUUGCGGACAUCUUCUUCAAAUAUAGCACUUUAUUCGCCGACUAUGAUGGUGUAUUUUCCCGAUGCGACGUACGGGGACUACCUGGCCGUGGGAUUUGCUAUGGUGUUCCUUGUGUUAGCAGCGGCCCAAGUUGUAUUUCAUUUCAUUGGAAUAUUCUAUGUGAAACUAUGUAUGUACCAUAAACCCUCAAAUGUCUUGCGAGAGGAGAUGCCUGGUGUAUCAAUUCUCAAACCACUAUGUGGAGUGGAUGCUAACCUUCCGUGUAAUCUAGAAUCAUACUUCCUACUCAGCUAUCCAAGGUUUGAACUGCUUAUCUGUAUACAAGAUGAAGAUGAUGAGGCAAUAAAAGUUGUAACUCCCCUUGUGGAAAAAUAUCCUCAUGUAGAUGCAACCGUUUUUAUAGGUGGGUCAGAAUUUUGGAUCCAUCAAAAGGUCAUAUACAGUGAGACCUGA
This is a messenger RNA of Lytechinus variegatus (green sea urchin), 729 nucleotides long. RefSeq names its product ceramide glucosyltransferase-like. Gene Ontology annotation, biological process: glucosylceramide biosynthetic process. The coding region runs from base 223 to 729 and encodes 168 amino acids. The record is from RefSeq and is a predicted model, not a curated record. Gene Ontology annotation, cellular component: membrane. The transcript has 4 exons. NCBI's taxonomy places the organism in Eukaryota, Metazoa, Echinodermata, Echinoidea, Temnopleuroida, Toxopneustidae. Gene Ontology annotation, molecular function: ceramide glucosyltransferase activity.